AUGAUCUCAGUGAAAGAUAGGAAAGAACAGUUUGUAUCAGGGCUAACAGGCAGCUCCAUUGGUGAAAUCAACUUGAUCACAUUUGUUGCUCUGGUAGCUUAUUUCUGUUGGAAUUUAAUAAAUAGAAAGUCUUCUGACGGCAACGUUCCCCUAAUAGUUGAUUUUCUACUUAACUGGUGCGGUAUAUUGCUCUCAACUACUUUAUAUUCCAAUGAUCCACUUGGCCUUAACAUUCUAAUUCUGGUUCCUUGCGCUGCAUAUUAUUUAAUUACGGAUAAGGCGAGGCCGCCCACUAGGACCACGUCUUCUUCCAAGAAGAAAGACAAAAACUCUGUCUUUAAAAUAUCCAAAAAGCCAUUCAUUACAGCUUACCGCAGUAGUAUGCUAGUGGUGACAUGUUUAUGUAUAUUAGCUGUUGAUUUUCCAUUGUUUCCGCGUCGGUUUGCUAAAGUUGAAACGUGGGGAACUUCAUUAAUGGAUCUCGGCGUUGGUUCCUUUGUGUUUAGCAAUGGCAUUGUAUCUUCAAGGGCAUUGUUAAGACAAAAAAUUGAAGGAAAUAAAUAUCCAUUAACGGUUAAAAUUGUUAAAGCACUAAGAUCUAGUGCCACGUUGCUAGUGCUCGGUUUCAUACGUUUAUGGAGCGUGAAAGGCCUUGAAUAUCAGGAACAUGUCACCGAGUAUGGAGUCCAUUGGAACUUUUUUUUUACACUGGCAUGUAUACCACUUGUAGUAGCAUGUGUGGAUGAAGUUGCUGCAUAUAUUCCUCGUGCACUUAUUGCAAUUGCGAUUUCAAUAAUUCCAGAGUUAUUAUUGUCUAGAGAUGGGUUCCUGGAGUAUUUAAUUUCAAGUCCAAGAGAUUCACUUAUAAACGCUAAUAGGGAAGGAAUGUUCUCACUCUUCGGGUAUUGUUCUAUCUAUUUGUGGGGACAGAACACCGGGUUUCUGGUCCUCGGAAACCAACCAACUGUUAAUAACUUGUACAAACCUUCUGUUGUUCCGUAUAACCCUAAAUCCACUGGAAAUUCCACUUGGGUCAACUUAACUUCCGCAUCUCCAUUGAAAGGGCUCGUAACACUAGAAACAAUUUUUGUUUUUGUAACCAAGCUGGUCUUUAAAUACUACUAUUUCAAUGUUUCGAGAAGAUUUGCUAACGCGCCAUAUGUGCUUUGGGUGGUAACAUACAACUUAGGAAUGUUGGCGUUAUAUUCUCUAGUAGAUUCAAUUUUUGGUAACACCUCCUCAUAUUCUACAAUUCCAUUAACAUUGGAAGCAAUUAAUGCCAAUGGACUAGCAAUAUUCUUGCUCGCGAAUGUUCUUACAGGAUUAAUUAACAUGAACUUAACAACCAUUGAUACUACACCCGUAGAGGGAAUGAUCGUGUUAGUGAGUUACGCAAUUGUUAUAGCUGCAGUAUCCAUUGAAAUGUACAAAAAAAAAAUCUAUAUUAAACUGUAA
This is a messenger RNA of Eremothecium sinecaudum, 1455 nucleotides long. It is a transcript of the gene GWT1, whose product is annotated as glucosaminyl-phosphotidylinositol O-acyltransferase. The record is from RefSeq and is a predicted model, not a curated record. The coding region runs from base 1 to 1455 and encodes 484 amino acids. The transcript has a single exon. Gene Ontology annotation, biological process: GPI anchor biosynthetic process; protein localization to plasma membrane. Gene Ontology annotation, cellular component: endoplasmic reticulum; membrane. NCBI's taxonomy places the organism in Eukaryota, Fungi, Ascomycota, Saccharomycetes, Saccharomycetales, Saccharomycetaceae. Gene Ontology annotation, molecular function: glucosaminyl-phosphatidylinositol O-acyltransferase activity.